AAUAUGAAUUGUAUUUGUAUUUACUAUUUUGUAUACAAUAUAAUAUAUAGAGAUACAGAAGAAGAAAAUCUUUUAGAAAGUGUUAUAAUUAAUGUGAGUUCAAUGUAUUAAAAUUAUUUAGUUUAAAAAUAAAUCAGAAUAUUGCGUUAUACUGUUUAUAAUAAAAAAAAAGAUAAGUUUACUAUAAAUAUUAACAAACAUGAUGAAGACUAAUCAUUGUACUUAAAAUGGGUACUUGUUGCAGUCGUCAUUCACCAGAUCCCACCCAUCAUCUGGUUUUACAUCAUGGUUUCAAAAUACAAGAUACGAUAGAUGUCUUGAAUAAAGGAUCCAGUGAAGUGCGUUAUGUGGCUGAUUUGAAUCGUCAACAUGGAACAGCAAGUAUUAAACGCCAUGGUGUUGACAUUAUACGAACUCCAACAUCAACACUUCAUUCAUCUUUACAUGGACGAAUUGUGGUUGCUGUUUAUAAUUACCAGUCCAGGGAGAUGUCUGAUGUCUCAUUUGUUAAAGGAGAUCGCAUGGAGCUAUUAGAUGAUAGUGAACCAGAUUGGUGGCGUGUUAGACAUUUGAGAACAAAUGAAGAAGGAUUAAUUCCUUGGAAUUUUGUUGCUGAAGAAAAAUCAGUUGAGAGUGAAGAUUGGUUUUUUGGAAAAAUAUCUCGUAAAGAAGCGGAAAAACUAUUAUUAUCUGAAGAAAAUCAAAGAGGAACAUACUUAGUACGCGACUCAGAACACAAUCCAAAUGGCUUCUCUCUAAGCGUUAAAGAUUGGGAAGGAGGUCGAGGAUACCAUGUGAAACACUAUAAAAUAAAAUCUCUAGAUAAUGGUGGUUAUUACAUUGCUACUAAUCAGACUUUUUCUAGUCUUCCUGAACUCAUAUCUGCCUAUUCAAAAAAUUCAUUGGGAUUAUGCCAUGUUUUGGCUCGUUCAUGUUGUAAGCCACAACCACAGAUUUGGGAUCUAGGUCCUAAUUUACGUGAUCAGUGGGAAAUAGAUCGUAGUGAAAUCCAAUUAAUUAGAAAACUUGGCCAUGGUAAUUUUGGUGAAGUUUGGUAUGGUAAAUGGCGAAAUAAUAUUGAAGUAGCUGUAAAAACACUUAAACAAGGCUCAAUGUCUACUCAAGCAUUUUUACAAGAAGCUUCUAUAAUGAAAAAGUUUCGACAUGAUCGACUUGUUGCCCUUUAUGCUGUUUGUUCAAAAGAUGAACCUGUACUAAUAAUACAAGAAUAUAUGUGUAAUGGAAGUUUAUUGGAUUUUUUGCGAAAUUGUGAUAGUAAAUAUUUGCAAUUUGGUGAUUUAAUCUAUAUUGCUGCUCAAGUUGCUAGUGGAAUGGCAUAUUUGGAAUUAAAGCAAUUAAUUCAUCGGGAUUUGGCUGCAAGAAAUGUAUUGAUCGGAGAAAAUAAUAUGGCUAAAAUUUGCGACUUUGGUUUAGCUAGAAUUAUAGAAGAUGAUGAAUAUUGUCCUAGACAAGGUACUCGAUUUCCUGUAAAGUGGACUGCACCUGAAGCUAUUGUCUAUGGACGUUUUUCAAUUAAAUCAGAUGUAUGGUCUUUUGGAAUAUUACUUAUGGAAUUAUUUACAUAUGGACAAGUCCCAUACCCAGGUAUGCAUGGCCGCGAAGUCAUUGAACAAGUGGAACAUGGAUAUCGUAUGCCAAAGCCAGUUUCUCAUUUUAUCCCUGAUGAUAUUUACAGACUUAUGUUACUGUGUUGGGAUUCUGAUCCAGACAAACGACCAACAUUUGAGUUCCUGAAUCAUUAUUUUGAAGACUUCACUAUUACCUCAGAAAUACCGUACAGGGAAGUAAGUGAUUAAAUGAUCAAUUCUAACACCAAUACCCAAAUGUGCCAUACUGGGUUGCUGCAAGUUCUUAAUAUUGUCAAAUUAGGAAAAAUGUGUUUCAUGUUUAAAUGGCUCACUAAAUUAAACAAUAUUAAUUUUAAAGAAAAUCAUAUAUCUUUAACUAUACUUACUACUUUGGUUUAUCAUUAUUUAACUAACUAACAAUUAUUUUAUUUUUCUUAAUUUUUUAGAUCUCAUUUUGUUUUGUUUUGUUUUAUUUUAUUUAUUGUACUUAUUGAUUGUUGUUAUUAUUUUUUCAUUAAAUUUUGAAUCUUAAAAACUUCACAUUUUGCCAAAUUUAACAAUUUAAGAAAUUAUUUUAAUUUUGAACCUUGAGAAUAUUACCACUUAUAUAAUAUAUUCAUAAAUAAUUUAAAUUGAAUGAAUUUAUAUAAUAUACAAGUAUUAAAACAUAUUUUAUCUGAUGAUUUCCAGUAAAUAAUUUUAUUCUGAUUUUUUGUUAGACAAAAAAAUUUAUAAAAAAGAUGCAUCAAACUUGUAAUUUAAUAAAUUUAUUCAUUUUAAAAUUCAUCUUGUAUAUAAUACUUACUAUACUUAAUUAUAAAUUAAAAAUAGUUUAUUUUAUACUGUGUCAUAAACAACUUAUGUUUAUAAAUGUAUUUAAGUAAAAAGGAAAGAGUAAUAUAAUAAUAUAAUAUAAUCCUAAUGUAUUGAAAAAAAAAAUGUAUUUACGUACACUGGCAAACAAAAUUUUAAAGUAACAUGUAUAAUAUUAAUAAAUAAUGCAUUUAAUUUUUUAAUUUAAUCAUUGCAUUUAUAAUUUAGAUUGAAAAAUUAUCUUCUAAAACAUAAAAUUAUAGGUUAUUUUAUAUAUCAAUGGUGUUCAUGUGCAAUUAUAUGAAAGAAUUUUUAACCACUGUGUAAAAAUUCUAAAAAAAAAAAUUUACCAUUUUUUUAUAAAUAUAUUUAAUAUUCUUAAUUGUACUAUUUUAUAUCAUCAGUAUUAUUAAAUAAAAUAACCAUUAAUUUAUACCAGCUUAUUAUCACAAAUUCACAGCAUAUAUACAAGUUUUUAAUAAUUUAUGAAGGUUUAGUUAAGUUAGGUUCAAGUCUCACUUAUGUAUUUUAAGUUCUUUAUUUUUUAUCUUUAAACAUACAAUGACAGUAUUACUGUAUUCAGUUAAAUUUUACAUAAGUAACAUUCAAUUUUAAAAUUAAACAUAUAUCAUUUUUGUAUACAUUUUAUUGUACAAAUAAUAUAAAAUUAAAUAUUGAAUGUACCAAUAAACUUUAGUUAUGAAAAGUAACUUAAGUUUUGGAAUUAUUAGACUACAAAUUCUUGAAUAUAUCUAUACACAAAAACUGUAAUGCACAAUUUGCAAUUUAAAUAAUGAAAUUAUGCAACUAAUUAUAUUUUUUCAUUAAUAAUUAUUAAAUAUAAAUAAAUAAAUAAAUAAGUAACCAACAAUUAUAACAUUUUAUAUUUAUUAUUAAAAAUGGCUUUUGUUGCUAUAAAGAAAACUGUUGAUUUUAAAUUCUUAUUAAUAACUUUUUCUUCAUUUUUGUAUUUGAGUUACAUUAAAAAAAUAAUUCUGUAGAAUAUUUUCUAACUACUAGUCUUCUACAUGACACACAAAACCUUAAUAUACAGUUAUAAAUUUAUAACAAGACAAAAUUUUUAUUAAUUAAAGUUCUAGGGUAUGUUUUAAUCUGUGAAUUAUUUUUUUUAAAUGUGGACAUAUGAAUACAUUAAAUAAGCAUAAUUUAACUCUAAAAAUAAAUGUAUCAUAGUAACAUAAUUAAGGUUUUUUUAAAUAACAUUAAAAUAAAUAAUUUGUUAUUUUUCCUGGCUUCAAAAAUUUUAACUUUGUUCAAAUACGAAUCCGUCCUAUAAUACAUCUAUAAAAAAUAAUUAACCUAACCUGCAGGCUUUAAGCACACUUAUAAUAUGAUAUAUUUUGUCCUAUAUGUAACAGAAUCUUGUUUAUGGCCUACCGGUAUUAGCAAGUUUAAUAUGUGACCUACUAAGAUGAUUGAUAUGUAUUACGUAGCAAUAACUAUAUCCAUUACAUAAUAUAUUAAUAUAUUCUGGUAUUUGUUAUUUUAAUGUAAUAUCAGAUGAAUAGAGCUUUGUUUAAUAGAUGAUGAUCAUCAUAAAACAAUCAAUUGUAUGAAAAAAAGUUGUGUAUCCAACAAUAGGCUCAUACAAAAGUUAUUAAAAGUAUGAAUUGUAUAGACUAUAGGACACCAAAUUUAUAUAAAAAAACAUGAACUACUAUGUUGCAUGGGCAUUUAAUUGAGGGAUGGUACAGAAAAAAGAGUACUUCUUAAACUAUAUCUUUUAAUUUUAUUAAUAGUAAUAAUUGUAAACCCAGUUAUAUGAUUUUUUUUAACUGUGACUUUUUACACUAAUAGUAAUUUUAAAUAAUAUACAAAAAUAAUGUGGUACAAACAUAUUUGGUAUACAUUUUUAUUUUGUUUUAUGUCUAAAAUUGUUUUUUUUUUUUUUUUAUAAAAAAUACAUAAUUAAUAUUGGUAAAAUUUGUGUGGUGUUGUUAAAUAUAUUAUUUAUAAUUAUUAAAAAGAAUGUUUUGAUAGGUCACUAUUUCACAUACAGAUGAAAAUAACACUGUCUGGUAGGUCACAUAUAAAAUUAAUAUUUAUAUAAUUUUUAUAUUUUUAUUGUUAAGGUAAUCUUUCUCUAAAAAAUAUUAAUUAUUAAAAAAAAUAUAUUUCAGGUUGAAAAUGAUUAUAUGUAUAAAUAAAUAUUUUUUUUUUAAAUUUUAAAUUAACAGUUAUCAUUCUAAUACAAAAAAAAUAUUAUGUAUAAGAAGUAUAUCCAGAAAUUAAGUUCUGUCUCUACUACAACUUCUUGUGGAUUUUGCAUGGGACCAGUUUGAUCCUAUAGCCUAGACCUGGCACCUAGUUAUUUUUAUCUUUUUUAUAUAUGAAAUUAUUUUCUUAGUGACCAAAACUUGCAUGUGAAAGGUGUUAUUCACACAUGGUUGCAAUCAUAGGCAUCAUAUUUAUGUUGAAGGUAUACAAAAACUAGUGCUCCGUUAUAAUAAGUGCUUAAAGAAUGAUGGCAAUUAUGAUGAAAAAAAAAGCUUAUAAUAAGCUUAUUUAUACUCAACGUUCCAAUAAUUUAUUUUUAAAUAUAUAUUUUAUUUUUUUUUUCCCUACAAAACUUACUUUCUGGACAUACAUAUUAUACAAUAUGUUAGCAUAAAAAUUAACAAAUCAUAUUUUUUAUACUUGACCAUCUGUCAAUUAAGACAUUUUAAUAAGAUAAAUGAUUAUACUAUUAUAUAAAUAUUUAUAUGAGGCUAUAUUAAGAAUAUUAUAUCUUUUAAAAUCAAUAACGAGACAAUUAAUAACAAAAUAAAUAAUUUAUUAAGUACAUAAAAAAUAAUUAUAAUUAUUUAUUAAUUUUUAUUAUUUUUUUUUUAAUUUAAUAUUUUGCUAUUUACCCAGUAAACAAAUUAUAAUAUUAAUGUCAACAUCAUUGUUUUCUUAGAAAGCUUUAAAUAUUCACAACAUUUUUACUUAAAUUCUUCAGGAAUGAUAUAAUUAUCUAAUUUCUAAAAUCUAAUAUUUUUUUUUUGUACACUAACGUAAAUGAACAAUUAUGGAACAAAUAAUACAAUUAACUUUCCUGUACAAAUGUCUACUGAUUAUUCUUGUGUAUCAAUUUAUAACAGUUUCACCUAUUCCCUUGAAUUUUGUGUUGAACAAAUCAACUACUGUCUUUGUCAUCAACUUUUAUUAGCUAAUAAAUAUUUGUUUGAAAGGUCUCUCACUAAUUAUUAUAAUGAUAUUUUAAUAUUUAAAUAAACACAGUUUUAUGUCAGUUCAAUGAAAUCAUCAUCGUAUAUAUAUAUAAGUUAUUAAUUUCAUUAUUUGUUGUAAAUUGAACAUUUUUUUCAUAAAGUUUAAAUUAGUUUAUUAAUAUGAUAAAAUAUUAAUUAUCAUAUAAUCAUUAAAAUGUUUUUACUUUAUUUAUAAAGUACUCUGUAUGUGUGUAGAUAUAUAAAUAUUGGAGUAAAGUUCUCUAAAUAAUAUAUUAUGUAUAAUCUAUUUAGUAAAUUACCCAUGACUGUAUUGACAUUGAAUGUUUGUAUAAAAUAUUGUACUGAACACUUUUUUUAUUCUACAGAAUACUGAGUUUUUAUUAUUUUAUUACUCUACUAGUCAUCUUACAUUUAAUUAAGGCAAAUAUUAAGAAUUAAAAUAAUAUUUAUUUAUUUUUAUAUAAAAACAGUUAAUACAGUUAAUGAUCUUAAAAUUAGAAUCAACAAUAUCAUAACAAUCUUAGAUCAGUAUUUUUAAUAUCAUAGAAUUGUGUAAAAAUUAUUUUAAACUGGUACAUUUUGUAAAAUAAAAUGUAAAAAUAUUCUGAAUAAGUUGGUUUUUGGUUAUUAACUUUUAGUGAUGUACAUGGUAUAAGACUAAAUAUUUGUGCAUGUGGAAUAGUUUUAUUAUUAAUUAAUAAUAAUAUUUUUAGUAAAAUUUUAUUUAUUACCAAAUUUUAAUUAUUAUAUUAGAAAUUAUGAAAUAUUUUUUUUAAUCUAAAUUAAAAUGUAUUAGUUGUUAAGUUUAAACUAAUUAAUUAUUAAUUUUUGGAUGGUUAAAAAAAUGAUAACUAUACUGAAUACAUCACUAAAGGUUAAUAAUUAAAUUUAUUCAAUAAUAUUUCUUAUGAUUCUUAUUUUAUUCCUAAAAUAAUUAUACUUAAUGUCUGUAUUUAUAUGAUUAUUUAUGUAUCACAUUAAUAAUAAUAGAUGCAUUUUUUAUUUAAUAAAUUUUGUCAGUACUCAUUUAUAAACAUGUUUAUUUUUACCAAAUAUUUUACUUAUACAAUGUACCUACUACCUAUAUACUAAUUAAUUAUUUUAAUAUAAACAAUAAUUUUGUGUGCAUUUUUAAAAUAACUUGUUUGAAUAUAUUGUGAAUUUUCACACACUAUAAAGCAAUAUUUGUAUUUUUAUACAUUUUAA
Molecule: messenger RNA, 6802 nt
Organism: Rhopalosiphum padi (bird cherry-oat aphid)
Lineage: Eukaryota; Metazoa; Arthropoda; Insecta; Hemiptera; Aphididae
Gene: Src64B
Product: tyrosine-protein kinase Src64B
Exons: 8
Coding region: 228-1817 (529 amino acids)
Biological process (GO): innate immune response; cell surface receptor protein tyrosine kinase signaling pathway; protein phosphorylation
Cellular component (GO): extrinsic component of cytoplasmic side of plasma membrane
Molecular function (GO): non-membrane spanning protein tyrosine kinase activity; signaling receptor binding; ATP binding
Source: RefSeq, a predicted model, not a curated record